Linum tenue is the source of this 3097-nucleotide messenger RNA. Lineage: Eukaryota; Viridiplantae; Streptophyta; Magnoliopsida; Malpighiales; Linaceae. The record is from the annotation of a GenBank genome assembly.
AUGGUUUCCCGUUACUGCUCUUCCUUCUCCCCAUCCCUCCUCCUCCUCAUACUCUCCACCCUCUUCUUCUUCUUCUUCGUGAUCAUCUCCGUUUCAGCACAAGAAGACAACGACCCGGACCAGAGGUACCAGGACUGCGCCCGCCAGUUCGACUGCGGCGACAUCCAAGCCACCUAUCCUUUCUGGGGCGGCGACCGCCCCAUCCACUGCGGCCUCCCGGAGCUCAGCCUCACCUGCAAUUCCACCACGCAAACCACGUUCAUCACCGUCCUCGACCUCACUUAUCAGGUCCUCCGGGUCGACACCGCCAACCGGAUCCUAACCGUGGUCCGAACCGACUACCAGCGCGGUCUCUGCCCCGCGGAUCCCUCCAACACCACCGUCGAAUCCACCCCGUUCUCCCUCGCGCCGGACACCCAGCUCGUCACGCUCUACUACGGCUGCUCGCUCCUCGGGAACGGGAUCCAGGCACCCGCGAGUCUGGGGCGGUUCGAUUGCAGCAGUGGCAGCGGCAAUUCAGGAGAUUACUUCGUGACGAGCGAGGACGUGGCGGGGUCCUACGAGGCAGCGAUCAGGACGUUGCUGGGCAGGUGCGGGACGAGGGUGACGGUUCCGGCGAACCGGACGGCGGUGGCGGGGCUGGAGGCGUCGCCGACGGCGGAGAGGCUGGAGGCGGCGAUUGGGGAAGGGUUUGGGGCGAGGUGGACGGCGAAUGACAAUCUGUGCGCCACGUGUCAGGCGUCGGGCGGGCAGUGCGGGUCCAACGAGGGGUCGUUUACUUGCUUUUGUAUGGAUCGGCCGUAUGAUUCGGAAUGUAGCAGAGGCGCGCCUGGUCCGGCGGCGGCUCAGACUGUCUUCCCCUUCCUCUUCCUCUCCCUCUUCGCCUCCUUCGCCGCCGCAUUGUUACCGCUCGACGGCAGUCUCACCGGCUGCAACGAGUCCUUCUCCUGCGGCACCACCAUCACCAACAUCGAGUUCCCCUUCACCGGCGGCCGGCGCCCUCACUACUGCGGCUUGCCCGGAUUCAACCUAACAUGCCUCGACAAUUCAAUCACCCUCAUCACCAUCAACUCAAUUUCAUACAGAGUCCUCCGCAUCGACGAGUCCCGACCCACCAUGACAAUCUCCCGCUCCGACCUCCACGACACCGCCGGCUGCACCCGGGACGUCCAGAACACCACCCUCGCCGGAUCCAACUUCACCGCCGCCGCCAACACCGAAACCCUAACCCUCUUCUACAAUUGCAAUUACACCUCCUCUGGCUACGGCGACUACAACCCUCCGAACCUCUUCACUUGUAAUCUGGGGGGAGAGAGCGAGGCCGAGUUUUAUCUGGCCGGCGAGGUCGCCGACGAUGUCAGCAGCAUGCUUCGCUCUCGCUGCAACACUUCGUUUACCGUCCCCAUUUCUGAUGCGUAUGCUGGGGUGAUGGCGAAUGGGUCGUUGCUUUCCCCUGCUUUGAGAUCUGGGUUCGAUGUGAAUUAUAACGAUUCGUACUGGGAUGAUUGUUUUCGGUGCUAUGAGGAGAACCAUGGCGCGUGUGGGUUCGAUUCUGAUUCUGGGAACUCGAUUUGUAUCUGUGGCGAUCGGCUGUGUCCAGGAGCAUCGGCAGGAGCUGUGGCUGUUCUUGCAGGGAUCAGCCUGUGUUUCUGGCUGUUUGUCAGACAGAGGAGGAUAAAAAAAGCAGCACAAAUUAUGAGCAAAGAUCUCUCCACGCCUCCAUCUUCUGCGACGAAAGGAAGGACUACUCCCACCACCAAUUACUCCAUGACCACUUCCUCCUACAACACCACCACCACAGGAUCCGGCAGCGUGAGAGGAGGCGGCGGCAGCACCUACUUCGGCGUCCAGGUCUUCAGCUUCGACGAACUCGAGGAAGCCACGGAGAACUUCGACCGCUCCAAGGAGCUCGGCGACGGUGGCUUCGGCACUGUCUAUUACGGGCUGCUGUACGACGGGCGAGCGGUUGCCGUGAAGCGGCUGUACGAGAACAACAUGAGGAGAGCCGAGCAGUUCAUGAACGAGAUCGAGAUCCUCGCGAAGCUCCGCCACAAGAACCUCGUGACGCUCUACGGCUGCACCUCGCGCCACAGCAGGGAGCUCCUCCUGGUCUACGAGUACAUCUCCAACGGCACCGUCGCGGACCACCUCCACGGCAGCCGCCACUCCCCCGACUCCGACCUCUCCGCGUGGCGCGUGAGGAUGAACAUCGCGAUCGAGACGGCCGACGCGCUCGCGUUCCUCCACGCGUCCGACGUCAUCCACCGCGACGUGAAAACCACCAACAUCCUCCUCGACGACGACUUCCACGUCAAGGUGGCGGACUUCGGGCUGUCCAGGCUGUUCCCCACGCACGUGACCCACGUGUCGACGGCCCCGCAGGGGACGCCCGGUUACGUGGACCCGGAGUACUACCAGUGCUACCAGCUCACCGACAAGAGCGACGUGUACAGCUUCGGCGUGGUGCUGAUGGAGCUGGUCACGUCGCUCCAGGCGGUGGACACGUGUCGCCACCGCCACGACAUCAAUCUCGCCAACAUGGCGGUGAGCAGGAUACAGAACCAGCAGCUGGAGGAGAUGGUGGACGCGUGUCUCGGGUUCGACAAGGAUUACGCGGUGAGGAGGAUGGUGACGUCGGUGGCGGCGCUGGCGUUCCGGUGUCUGCAGCAGGAGAGGGAGAUGAGGCCGAGCAUGAACGAGGUUUUGGCGACGUUGAGGAGGAUCGAGAGGGAGAAUGACGGUGGUGGGGACCAGAAGGCGGAGGUGGUGGACAUUGUUGUCGACGAUGAUGUUGGGCUUUUGCAGAAUGUCCCGCCGCCGGUGCUGUCGCCGGACUCCGUCGGGAAUGACAAAUGGCAAAAGGUGAUGAGAACGGUAUGAUCCAGUUUUUUUUUCCCUUCUUCCAGAGGAUCAUAUUGAUAGUAUUAAUUAAUGACUACUUAUGCAAUGAGUAAUCCAGCUUGCCAAUUUUUAUUUUUAUUGUAACAAGGAGUUACCAAGUUUAUCUUUCCCCCACCAACCCCUGGCCUGUUUGUAUAUAGUACUACUGGAACUUAAUUAAUUAGAGUUGGGUAGUGGGAUUUAGAAGCAAGCAGUA